UACAUACAAGUUCAUGGUGCUCCGGUUAUUAUGCUCGACACCUUGGCUAGCCCAGGUUAUACGCUCACGAACCGCUUCAACAAAGUCGACGUGCGGCAACUGCACCAACUAUUCUGCAAAGCCAACUGUUUCUGCCCCAUUUACUAUAAGGAAUUCACAACACAGAACGAUGUGCCGUAUGGCGGAUGCUACAGGAAAUCCACGCUUCCAGCAAUUCACAGUCUCGCUCAACGAAGCUGUAAUCGACACUACGAUGGCGUUAUUGCUACAGUGCGCACCAGAGAAAAAAUGGAAUUCCUUACCCAAUAUUGGCGAUAUGCAUAUGUGAACUACUGCAUCGCUCGGAAGAUAAGAUCUGAUGCUAUAGUGAAUCAGAAUCGGAAGGGUUUCCCAAUUCAUAUGGAUGUUUUCAAGGUUAUUGCACAGAUCGUUUUAUCUACAAGCUUUGCCGUUGUCGUUCCGUGUGCAAGGGAAAAGAAGACAACAAUCAAACCGGUUUCAGCGGCUGCUGAGGUGAAGGUAAUGCCCGCCCAACUGCGACAAAUCAUGGAAGCGGAACAGAUGGCAAAAGCAUCAAAGGGCUAUGACAGCUACGAUGUCGAGCUGGACGAUUCUGACUUGCCGAAAUAA
Messenger RNA from Haemonchus placei, 630 nucleotides. The record is from the annotation of a GenBank genome assembly. Lineage: Eukaryota; Metazoa; Nematoda; Chromadorea; Rhabditida; Trichostrongylidae.